Rubroshorea leprosula is the source of this 1531-nucleotide messenger RNA. The record is from the annotation of a GenBank genome assembly. NCBI's taxonomy places the organism in Eukaryota, Viridiplantae, Streptophyta, Magnoliopsida, Malvales, Dipterocarpaceae.
UGAUGAUUUUCUUUCUCACGUGCAUGCCAAUGACAAAACGCGAAUUUUUCAUGCAGGCAGGAGCAGAGGCGCUUUCUCUGGGAAAGGUUGCAGGCCCCUUAAUCAUGAUGAAUCUGCUCAUGUACUCCAGAACAAUCAUUUCCAUGCUCUUCAUGGGCCAUCUAGGCAAGUCUGAGCUUGCUGGAGGGUCACUGGCAAUCGGAUUCGGAAAUAUCACCGGUAUCUCAAUUAUCAAAGGCCUCUCCAUGGGAAUGGAUCCCAUUUGCGGCCAAGCUUUUGGAGCCAAGAGAUGGUCAGUUCUCUGCCAAACCUACCAUAAAGCACUCUGCCUUCUCUUGCUUGUCUGCAUACCCAUUACAAUCCUGUGGCUAAAUGUGGAACCCGUCUUCAGGGUCUUCGGACAGGAUCACGAAACCACAGAAGCGGCAAAAAUUUUCUUGGCGGCCUUUGUUCCUGAAUUGAUAGGUCAAGCUAUCCUCAAUCCAUUGAGGACCUUUCUACGAACCCAAGGCCUAACCACCCCUCUUACGAUGUCUGCUGUAUGCGCAGUCCUUCUGCACCCUCUGUUCAACUACUUGUUCACAAUAUAUUUUCAGUUAGGACUGAAAGGAAUCGCGUACGCUCUUGCCUGUAAUACACUUAAUCUGAAUCUCGGCUUGACAAUCUAUGUGCUCAUGUCAAAAUCUGCCGUAAAACCAUGGCAAGGUGCUUCAUUCUUCUCUAUGUUUCAAGGUUGGAGGCCACUGCUGGCUCUAUCUCUGCCUAGUGUAGUUUCAGUGUGUUUGGAAUGGUGGUAUUAUGAGUUACUGCUGUUGCUUUGUAGCUAUGUAAGCAACCCCGAGGACAGCAUUGCAGCAAUGGGCAUCCUUAUUCAAACUACAUCGCUGUUAUAUAAUUUUCCCUUCGCUCUAAUGUCAGGGGUUAGUGCACGUGUGGGUCAGGCUUUGGGAGCAGGCGAGCCAUCUAAUGCCCAGUUAACAGCAAUAAUUGGGCUUGCAAUGGCAGUUGCUUUUGGACUAUCAGCCUCUGUCUUCAUGACUCUCAUCAGAUCAGAAUGGGGGAAACUGUUUACAGAUGAGCCUCAAAUUCUUGAUCUGAUCUCUACCGUGCUUCCGAUUUUGGGGUUAUGUGAACUGGGCAACUCUCCACAAACAACUGCCUGUGGGGUCUUGACAGGGACUGCACGUCCAAAAGAUGGUCUCCGCAUAAACUUGUGUUCCUUCUAUCUUGUUGGAUUGCCAGUUGCAGUACUAGUAACUUUCACAUUUAAAGUUGGCUUCCCAGGUCUCUGGUUUGGACUUCUAGCAGCACAGUUCUCCUGUGUUUUAAUGAUGGUUUACACAGUGAGUCGAAUAGAUUGGAAUUACCAGGCUAAGAAGGCUGACGAGUUGACUCUAGCAGCAGGAGGCCAGAAUAAUUCAGAUUUAGAAACUGGCCUACUUCCCAAUGAUCACCAAUGAGUUUUCAUGAUAAGAGGGCAUUUUGAGAGCAGUUUUUGGGGCAGAAAACGACAUAAAACGGGGUACAAGAU